This is a messenger RNA of Dacryopinax primogenitus, 1539 nucleotides long. RefSeq lists its product as uncharacterized. Lineage: Eukaryota; Fungi; Basidiomycota; Dacrymycetes; Dacrymycetales; Dacrymycetaceae. The transcript has 6 exons. Gene Ontology annotation, biological process: protein N-linked glycosylation. The record is from RefSeq and is a predicted model, not a curated record. Bases 381 to 1481 code for a protein of 366 amino acids. Gene Ontology annotation, molecular function: alpha-(1->6)-fucosyltransferase activity.
CUAGAGCUGGCUCUUUCAAAGAACAUCAGGCAACCGAGCCCCUGCUCCAACACGACGAAGAAACUUCACCGACAGUGAUCGGCGGCAAUCAAUCGGUCUCCCAUGUUGCGUGCAUACUGCGAUACUUUCCUCUGGUCACCGCGCUGUUGUGCGGCAUCUUGUUAUUCGGUUUGACCAUCGUCUCGUAUCGACGACCUGAAGUGAUCUCCUGGAUUACCGGAGACCCUGACUGGGAUUUAUACAAGGGAGACAAUGGAACUUUACCAAUUCAACCAGUUCCUGCCAUACAAAAUCAUACAGAUCAUUCAGCACAUCCCGACCAUGCAGACUUCGAGCUGGUUAUUGACUACUCGAACUAUACGAGGUUCCCCUUAACCACCAUGGAAUACGCGGCUGAGUGUUGGAAACUCAACCAAAAGCCGCAUGAUCAUGGCGAUUAUUGGGCCCCCGAUCACCAUGGCGUUCACGAUGUGAUACAUUACGAUUCACCAAAUAUAUGUUCAAGCUCGAUUACGUACAUGCCUGACGGUGAGAUUGGCCUGGUUGCCGAUCUGGCGUUGAUAGCACAGCUAGCUGGGAUGGCAAGAGAAAGAAAUCGAACCUUCUUUAUUGACGACACCUAUUGGAAUAGAGGGCGCUGGCUCGAUUGCUUCGAGGAUAUUCGUACAACUGAGCCUGGGCCAGAGCCAAAUUGUCUUCCUCCCCCAUCUGAGGAACUUGUGGCGUGUCCAAGACUAGCAAGGCAUUGGGUAGUCACUUCGCACACGGCCAAGUUCCAUCUAGUCCACGACUUCAACGAGGGGUAUGAGGAUCCAUACAAACAAUCUGUGGGCCGACAGAGACCCAUUUUGGAGAUGGGACGAAAAUCGCUCAUGGAAACCAUUCGCCCUAAGCAACAUAUCAUAGAUCUUAUCUAUCAAACCAGAAAGACCUUAAGGGAGCACCCAUAUGUUGGAGUUCACAUUCGGCGCGGUGACCAAGCCGCUAUGUCGUGGAGAUAUCACAAGGGUUAUGUUCCCACGCAUGAAUACGUGAACGCGAUCGUGACCUUGCUCCCGGAUAUCAAGACGGUAUAUAUCGCGACUGAUGUACUGAGCGCCGUGGCGGAAUUCACGGAAUUGGCACCGGAAGAAUGGAAUGUUCACACAUUGUCGGCAACGGUUGGCUCUGAAGUGGAGUACCCAGUCGACCGGGAAACAGAGGGUUACUUCCAGAAGCAAUGGGAAGAAGACAUCCCUAACAAGGAGAGAAUAGCUUUGACACGAGGAAUGAUCGUGGAUUUAGCCCUGGUCACUGGCGCAUGGGCCGACGACGAGAGCGUUCAGCCUGUUGCCGUGGUGUGCACACUGAGUUCGCAUGUGUGCAAACUUGCUGCAAUGACAUUGGGUUGGGAGAGAGCGAUGGAGGAGAAACGGUGGGUUGAGAUAGAUAAUCGAGGAGACAUUGAGCCUGUAUGGAGCGCGUUCCAGCUGUAUCAUUAGUAGCUCAGAGGAUGGGCGCACCUGUGGUAGAGUUUCUCCGGUGAUUAUCCGUAUUUGG